Diprion similis is the source of this 1581-nucleotide messenger RNA. RefSeq names its product cytochrome P450 9e2-like. Gene Ontology annotation, molecular function: oxidoreductase activity, acting on paired donors, with incorporation or reduction of molecular oxygen; heme binding; monooxygenase activity. The record is from RefSeq and is a predicted model, not a curated record. Bases 41 to 1570 code for a protein of 509 amino acids. The transcript has a single exon. Lineage: Eukaryota; Metazoa; Arthropoda; Insecta; Hymenoptera; Diprionidae.
GGUUGAGGACAGGAAUCGUCAGUAAGUGUCACGAUCAGCCAUGGAGCAGUUGUACUGCGUGGUUGCGGCUGUCAUAGCAGUGUGUUACCUUCUGUACUAUUAUUCUACUAGUACGUUCAAUUAUUGGCAAAAAAAAUCAAUACCAUGUGCAAGUGGGGCUGUACCAGGACUUGGACACAUGUGGCCUUUGACUUUUAUGACGAGGAAUCCAUCUGAUAUGUAUCGGGACUAUUACGAACAGUUUCCGGAGAGCAGUAUGAUUGGUUUCUACAAUUUGCGAACUCCAUCUUUGAUCCUGCGCGAUCCGGAAUUGAUAAAGAAUGUGCUGACGACGAAUUUUCAAAGUUUUGCAGCCAACGCUUUUGACAUAGACAAAAACCUCGACCCCCUGAUAGCUGUCAAUCCAUUUUUCAUCAAUGAAGACCGUUGGAAAAUUUCGCGGCAGCAGCUGAGUUCCGCCUUUACUUCGGGGAAGCUGAAGUAUUUAUACGAGUCCGUGCAAGGGGUCUGUGGCGACAUGUCCUCUUACUUGAAGAGAUUACACGACAAAAGUGGUGGAAAAGUACAGUUGGAACUCAAGGAUCUUUGCUCAAAGUAUACCGCGGACAUCGUAUCUACUGGGGCAUUUGGCGUUGAAGGCGGUAGUUUCGUCAGCGAGAAAGACGGACCGUUCAGAGAAGUAGGGAGAGCUAUGUUCGAACCGUCGUUUUGGAAAGGAUUAAAGCAAAUAUUCGUGUUUUUCAUUCCGAUUGCCGCGCAAUUCCUUAAGCUGCGCGUCAUACCGACUAAGGCAGAUAAGUUCUUCAGAGGCAUCGUCAAAGACGUGCUCAGGCAGAGAGAGACGCAUGGCAUCGAGCGACCCGAUUUUUUGCAAAUAAUGAUCCAGGCGAGGAAACUCGGCAAAGUUGACUACACCUUCAAUGAAGAAUACAACGAUGAUGUGAUCACUUCCCACGCUGCCUUGUUUUUCAUUGAUGGUUACGACACGUCCAGCACCACCAUGAGCUUUGCCCUUUAUCAAUUGGCCGCUCACCCUGCAGUUCAACAGCGUCUACGCGAGGAAGUGAAUGCCGUUAUCGAAAAAUAUGGCGGCCUAACCUACGAGGCUGUUCAAGAUAUGUCGUACAUGGAUAUGGUUCUGAACGAGUCAGCGAGACUCUUUCCUGCCUUUGCUACUAUGAUAAAACGCUGCACCAAGGAAAUCGAGCUCACUGGUUCGGACGGGCUUACCUGUCAAGUCACUCCUGGGACUAGUGUUGCUAUAAUCACUACGGGCUUACAUAGGGACCCCAGGUUCUGGCAGAAUCCUGAUGUCUUCGACCCGGAACGUUUUUCGGAGAAGAACAAGAAAGACCGACACAAAUUCGUAUUUCUUCCUUUCGGGGAAGGUUAUCGCAUCUGUCCUGGCCAGAGGAUGGCUACUCUUCAGAUGAAGGCUGGUGUUGCGACGAUCCUUCAAAAAUACAUCUUGGAUGUAUCGUCGCGUACGAAAGAGCCGAUCCAACUCGAUCCUAGGUAUUUCAUGACUUAUCCACUCGGAGGACUAUGGGUAAAUCUUACACCCAUAUAAGAAGAAUUUCU